Molecule: messenger RNA, 2741 nt
Organism: Ictidomys tridecemlineatus (thirteen-lined ground squirrel)
Lineage: Eukaryota; Metazoa; Chordata; Mammalia; Rodentia; Sciuridae
Gene: Ttc9c
Product: tetratricopeptide repeat domain 9C
Molecular function (GO): protein binding
Source: RefSeq, a predicted model, not a curated record
AUCCGUGAUGGUUCGGAUUUUUCCAAUUGGCGAAGAGACCAGGGGGAUCUUUUUUUUUUCGGGUUGGUCCGCUAAGGUAGGCGGGGUCAUUUCUGCGGGAUUACUUUUCCGGAGCCGCUUCUAAUUGGAUGGUGUGGCGCAAUGCGCGCGACCCUUUAGCUACCAAACUGUCAGGAAGGUAGACUCUUUCCUCUCCGUGCUCCCGCCCUUAAACUGAAACCCGGGAAGAGACUUCCGGGCUUGGCCUCCGCUAGGCGCCAUAAACUGGCCGGGCGAAUGGUGCCUUGCAGUUGGAUCGCUUAUCAGGCCUCCUCCGCCUCGCCUGAGGGUAGGGAGCACGGAUGUCAUUCACCUCGGACCUUCAACUCACAGCACAGACAAUCCACAAAUGCCUGUUGAAUAGGACAAAUAAAGAGCCGGGAUGGAGGAAAGCCCUCUUGUGUUUUAGCAACUGUCACCGCCUACUCCCUUCUUCUUCCAGGUCAGGGGGGGUGUGUCCAUAAGAAAGGGGGAAGCGAUUCUGCCGGCGUUCUCACGCCUGCCGCAUUUCCCUAGCACGGCCGUUAGUUUUUCGCGGAGUCUCUUUUCUUCAGGGUUGAUUCUUUAGGAAAUCACUUAAUCUUUGGCUUCAUUUUUCCCACAUUCUUUUCCUAACUAAUUUCCUGCAUUUCUGGAGACUGACAAAGACUGCAGAGAAGUGGUGUCGGGGGUGGCUAGAAACAAGCAAAGCUUCCCUCCCGGGGUCUCUCCUGGAGAAGAGUAAUCAAGUCGGCUACCAAAAUCAAUUGUUUUGAUCCCAAGCCCAGAGUUUCAGUGCUCUUUCACUUCCCAGUUCCACUAGAGCAGUGGGCGACCAAGAGUUAUGGAGAAACGCCUGCAGGAGGCUCAGCUAUACAAGGAGGAAGGGAACCAGCGCUAUCGGGAAGGGAAGUACCGUGAUGCAGUGAGUAGGUACCAUCGAGCUCUGCUUCAGCUGCGGGGUCUGGAUCCAAGUCUUCCCUCCCCGAUACCUAAUCUAGGACCUCAGGGCCCGGCUCUCACACCUGAACAAGAAAAUAUUCUGCAUACGACCCAGACAGACUGCUACAACAAUCUAGCUGCCUGUCUCCUUCAGAUGGAGCCUGUGAACUACGAGCGAGUAAGAGAAUACAGUCAGAAAGUCCUGGAACGACAGCCUGAUAAUGCGAAGGCCUUGUAUCGGGCCGGGGUAGCCUUCUUUCAUCUGCAAGACUAUGACCAGGCUCGGCACUACCUCCUGGCUGCUGUUAAUAGGCAGCCUAAAGAUGCCAAUGUCCGGAGGUACCUUCAGCUAACGCAGUCAGAACUCAGCAGCUACCAUAGGAAAGAGAAGCAGCUGUACCUGGGCAUGUUUGGUUAAAAAAGAAGAAUGAUGCUCUUCCAUUUGAACUUAGGUGAACCAUUAAAGACCCAUCAAGGGGAAACCUGAGCCUGAGCAAGAGAAAUUAACUGUAUACCUCUGACCCAGAUGGAUUUCUGUUUUGUUUACUAUUCUGCACAAACUUUGUAUUACUUAGACCAUCUGUGUCUGUCUUUUUUUUUUCCCUAUCCAUCUGUUUAUUUGCAUGACUUUCAAUAUAUGUUAUUGUUGGCAAUGUUUGCCUUGAAAAAUAACCAGAAAACAUUCAUCAGCUACAGGUGGAAUUAAUUGUAUUUCUAGCAUAGAUUUAAUGAUAGAUAUUGCUAGGUAUAUUCAUAUUCAGAGGACAAUGCUAACAGAGGAUGAAAUGGUAAGGAUAAGCAGAAAGCAGUUUCUUCCUUUGUUUUCUUAGAUACCCUAAGCCAAACAGGAAAAUAUAUUUUUUGUGGAACUAGAUAAUUAUAAAUUGGAUCCAAAUGUAUUUAAACGAAAGAUUUGAAAUUAAUCAUUUUUAUUUAAAUUAACUCCUUUUUCUCUUCAUAUUUCACGAACAUUCAGAUUCUUUCCCCCCCACAAAAAUAUAUCUAGUUUCUCUUUUUCCCCCGGUAAUUCUAGUUCUUGCUUUUGCUUGUACUCUUAAAAGUUUUGAAGUCAUAUAUUUAAGUAUUUAUGUAAUAACUCUUCAGCCCUUGUAUCUCUCAUUAAAAAAAAAAUGCCUGAGUAAAUGUUUUAGUUUUUAAUAGGUGCACAUCUAUAGUAUGCUUGUUUCUCUAAAAAAAACUUAGGCUAUAUUACCAAGUCUUCUAGAAACAAUACCAUGUAGAGCAGGAUAAAAACUUUAAUACUCUCUUUACCUUUCCUUGUAUUUUGUAAGAGCACAGGUCCUUGUGGAGGAGGGCAACAAUAAGGAAGAGCUGUGAUUGCUUAGUGUCUUGAAAGCACCUGAUGGAACUCUUUGGAAGCUGUUAGGCAGUGGUGCAGGUUGCAGAUCUUUGCUAUUCUGGCUCAGUAGAAUGCUCCAUCAACUAGGAGCUCCUUUGUCAUUCUAUUUACUCAUUGUGGAUAAUAUCUGCAAUGAUGUAGGUACUAAAUAGUAGGUGAGUUCAUACAUCACACACUCCACCUUUGUAAGGAGAAGUAAUAUGCAUGUGUCAUUAUCCAGCAUAGAACCAUAAAACAAAACAGAUUUCAGAAAAGAAAAAACUAAACACUCUCGUCCCUUAUCAACAACCCAGUGCAUUAAACUCCUCUUUGUUCCUCUCUAUACCUUUAAAUAACUUGACCAUCAGCUUACAGCAGAAAGUUUUUCUACCAAAAAAAAAAAAAAAGAAGAAAGUUUUUCUACCAAAUAAUCAUAUGGAAU